AUGGAGUCGAGAUCGGGGCGUCGUCGCCUCCGUUCCUCCCCGACUGAGGACCGCAUCAGCGCCCUUCCCGACGACCUGCUCCUCUUCAUCCUCGCCCGCCUCCGAUGCAUCGCCACCGCCGUGCGCACCAGCGUCCUCUCCCGCCGCUGGAGCGGCAGCGGCGGCCUCUGGACCCGACUCCACGAGAUCGUCUUCCGCGACGUUCCCUUCCCCUCGCUCGAAGCGGCGCUCGGCCGCGUCGAUGCUCCCGCGGUAACCCUCCUGGAAAUCCGCGUCCCCAAUGUGCACCGGCCGGGCACCAAAACCCACGUCGGCAGCCUCGGUUUCAACUCGCUGCUGCGCGCUGCCGCGCGGCUCGCGCCGGAGGAGUUCGUCUUCCGCUUCCCGUUAGACUUAACCGAUCGUUCCCUCGUCGUCGACCUGCCUUGCUUCCAAAGCACCACCUCCAUCGUCCUGGUCCACUUUUUCCUCAUCCUCCGCGUGCCGGACGGCGUCGACUUCUCGGCGCUCGAGAGGCUGUCUCUGUCGGGCAGGCUGCCGGAUCUCGAACCCUGGCUCUCCUGCUGCCCACGCUUGCGGGCGCUCCGGCUGCUCAAAGUUGUCAACAAGGGCGAGCUGAGGGUCAGCUCGGCGUCGCUGCACGAGAUCUUCAUCGUCCAACUGUACCAAGGGAUGCACGGUAUCAACAUCGUCGCCCCCAUGCUCAAGCAAUUGACCAUGUCCUUUUUCUCCUUGGGUGUCAGCAUCUCCGUCUUGGCACCAAUGGUGGAGAAGGUCUCAUGGGACUGCAGGUACUACGAUCCGUCUAUUGUGUCUAUUGUGUUUGGUCUUUGGAGGCUAGAGCAGGUGACACUACAGAUGGGAGAGACACAAGGACAUGUCCCUACACUGAAGAUUUGUUCCCGCGCCGUGCGUCUCUUCUCCCCCUCAAUUAAUUUACUGCAGAAUUUUGAUCAAACUAAUUAA
This is a messenger RNA of Aegilops tauschii subsp. strangulata, 966 nucleotides long. RefSeq names its product F-box protein At1g80960-like. The record is from RefSeq and is a predicted model, not a curated record. NCBI's taxonomy places the organism in Eukaryota, Viridiplantae, Streptophyta, Magnoliopsida, Poales, Poaceae. Gene Ontology annotation, molecular function: protein binding.